AUGGUAUCACCAGCUCCUGGCAAGCGGCAACGUCGAUGGGCUCCGAAGCUACGAACAGGAUGUAUCAGCUGCAAGCUAAGGCGUCUUAGAUGCGAUGAAGACAAGCCGGUAUGCAAAAGAUGCGCGACCGCGGGCUUCAGUUGCGAGUGGCCGACAGAGUCAGGCACAAAUCUGGCACCCAAAGACACUGCGUCCGACAUCAGCGACAAUUUGGACGCCUCAACAACAACGACUCUGGUUAGUCCGUAUUCAUCCGGCCCAGACUAUCUUUACCUGCACUUCUUCACACGGCAUGUGGCACCACUUCUCUCAACCACAAAGCAGUGGCACUCGGUCUGGCUCGAGACGAUUCCUCAGUGUGCGUGGACGAGCGAUGCCGUACGGAACGGCAUGAUUGCCCUAGCAGCGUCUUACGAAACCCUCAGAUCCGGCUUGGACCGUGCCACUCUGGUUAUGCAGAAAACGAAUCUUGCCAUUCAGGCUUUCCGACAGGAGUCCACUGACAACACAGUCGCGCUGAUCAUGUGUCGCAUUUUGGCCUCGUUAGCACAGGCGCAAGAGGACUGGGACACUGCCACAACGCAUAUGACUUGGGGAGCUAAGAUCUUGCGACAGAUUGAUCAAGCCAACGGGAAGGCCUCCGACGUGGCAAAGACUAUGGCACCCACAUUCAUGAAUGCGUUAACCGAGUCGAAUGAUCUGCACUGUGCAGGCCGUGACUUGACUCUUGAGCAACGACAGAUCUGGAUCGAAUUGAUGAGUUUUCGAGCAAAGUAUCGAGCUGUCUACGCCAUAUGGAUGGCCCGUCUGUGGCACAAGACCAACCGACUCCUGAAAGCCUACCUGCUCACCACCUGGAGCACUCUCAACCACGCCAUCAGCUCUGCACUGUAUCCCGACCUCGUCUUUUUCACAUCCGAUGACCCGAUAAUCCCUCAUCAAAAGGUCGCAGCCGAUCUUCGAGAAGCUGGCCAGCUGCUUCCCCUGAACGAGCUCGCUCCGUUAUCGGAUGCAGUACUCGGAGACAUAGGCAAUUUUCUAGAACAAGUUCCCUCAGAAGAAGCCACCAAUGCCGAACUCGAAGCUCGUUUGCGCAUCUGUGUCGAGAAUUACAUCGUCCAGGCUGCAAUAUUCGAGCCUCGCAUGACAGCGGGAACGUAUUGGUCUUCAAACCCGGAACCCAAAUGCGCGGUGGAGCUGCACAUGGGCAGGUACACCGCUGCGGACAACAUCCCGCCGCCUGAGGGAGCCGCUGAUCCAGGAAACGAGAUGCAGAACUUCUAUCUCGAGCAUGUCUGUCCCUACAGAAGCGGUUUCCUGCCAGUCGAGCUUGACUCAUGUCCCGUCCACCGUCUGAGAGCUACUUCUACUGCCUCCUUCAACGCCCACGGCCCGUAA
This is a messenger RNA of Cyphellophora europaea CBS 101466, 1398 nucleotides long. RefSeq lists its product as uncharacterized. The coding region runs from base 1 to 1398 and encodes 465 amino acids. NCBI's taxonomy places the organism in Eukaryota, Fungi, Ascomycota, Eurotiomycetes, Chaetothyriales, Cyphellophoraceae. The record is from RefSeq and is a predicted model, not a curated record. Gene Ontology annotation, biological process: regulation of DNA-templated transcription. The transcript is spliced from 2 exons. Gene Ontology annotation, molecular function: zinc ion binding; DNA-binding transcription factor activity, RNA polymerase II-specific.